UAAAGCAAUGGGAGGGCAAAAAGUUAGUAGCCAUUGACGAUGCCUGCUCCGACUCCAAUUCUCCGUUGGUCCCCCACCUUCCUAAUUCUCCUCCUCAUCCUCCCCGGCGGCCACAACAACGUCGAUGCUACCCACCUUCCCGAAAACACCGCCGCCAGCCACUGCGCCGGCACUCUUUAUCCCUCACUCUGUCUCUCCACACUCCUCUCCAUCCCCAACCUCUCCUCCAAGUCCCUCCCUUCCAUCAUUUCCGCCGCAAUAAACCACACAGCCGACGCCGUCAACGCCUCCCACCGCAACUGCUCCUCCAUUUACCACCGCCUCCGAAACCUUGACCCCCUCCAACACCGCGCCCUCUCUGACUGCCUCGAACUCCUCGACACCUCCCUCGACUUCCUCCACCUCGCUUUCACCGAUCUCCAUCUCACCAACUCCUCCGCUCGCCGCUCCGAGCUCAUCACCGUCCUCUCCGCCUCCAUAACCAACCAGUUCACCUGCCUCGACGGCUUCGCCUCCGUCCCCCAACACCUCACCAACAUCCGCCCUUCCAUUCAACGUUUCCUCAUCCACCUCUACCGCCUUCUCAGCAACAUACUCGCCUUGUCCAGCAAAUUCCUCCCGCCGCCAAAGCGUGCCGUCGAGGCGUUCGAGGGGUACGGACGGAUGAAAGGCGGGUUUCCGGCGUGGCUGACGCUGCAUGAUCGGCGGCUGCUUCAGACCGAAACUCCCGGGAGCUUGGCCGCCAAUUUGGUAGUGGCGAAGGAUGGGAGUGGGAAUUUCACGACGGUGGGGGAGGCGGUGGCGGCGGCCCCCAACAGCAGCACUGCAAGGUUUGUAAUAUACAUAAAAGCAGGGGCAUAUUUUGAAAAUGUGGAGGUGGGGAAGAACAAGAUUAAUCUGAUGUUCGUGGGAGAUGGCAUCGGGAAGACGGUGAUAAAGGCCAGCCGCAAUGUCGUCGACGGCUGGACGACUUUCCGGUCAGCCACCGUCGCUGUGGUGGGAAAAGGGUUUAUCGGGCGUGACCUGACCGUAGAGAACUCCGCCGGCCCCAUCAAACACCAGGCCGUAGCCCUCCGCAUCGGCGCCGAUCUGUCGGCCUUCUACCGGUGCAGCUUCGUGGGGUAUCAAGACACCCUCUACGUCCACUCCCUCCGCCAGUUCUUCUGCGAUUGCGACAUCUACGGCACCGUCGAUUUCAUCUUCGGCAACGCCGCCGUCGUCUUCCAGAACUGCAGUCUCUACGCCCGGAAGCCCAAUCCCAAUCAGAAAAACAUAUUCACCGCGCAGGGCCGAGAAGACCCCAAUCAGAACACCGGCAUUUCGAUCCACGACUGCAAGCUGUCCGCCGCCUCGGAUCUCCUCCCCGUUGUCUCCCAGUUCAAAAAUUACCUCGGCCGGCCGUGGAAGGCAUACUCGAGAACCGUUUACCUGCACUCUUUUCUGGACAGCCUGAUUGAUCCGGCGGGGUGGUUGGAGUGGAACGGCACUUUUGCAUUGGAUACUCUGUAUUAUGGGGAGUACAGGAACAGAGGCCCCGGAGCGAAUACGACGGGGAGGGUGAGGUGGCCGGGUUAUAGAGUCAUUAAUUCUUCGGCGGAGGCUGAUAACUUCACGGUGGCCAAUUUUAUCGACGGAGAUCAGUGGUUGGCUUCUUAUAAUUUGCCCUUCACCCCCGGCUUAAACUAAUUAUUAUUUACUACACCUACCUUCUUCUCUUAGUUUUAUCUUCCUAUAAUAUUUUCAUAUUGCAUCCCCUGCCUAUUUUUAAUUAACUUUAGGAACUUUGAGAUUGCCUAUGCUUUUUGUGCCCUUCUUUCUUGUUCAUCAUGAAAUUUUAACAUGGAGUGCUUAUUGUUGUAGAUUAUAUUAUAAUCUUUUCAUGGGGAUUAAACUUUUAUUUA
Molecule: messenger RNA, 1901 nt
Organism: Phalaenopsis equestris
Lineage: Eukaryota; Viridiplantae; Streptophyta; Magnoliopsida; Asparagales; Orchidaceae
Product: pectinesterase-like
Exons: 2
Coding region: 40-1686 (548 amino acids)
Biological process (GO): cell wall modification
Molecular function (GO): pectinesterase inhibitor activity; pectinesterase activity
Source: RefSeq, a predicted model, not a curated record